CCCGGCAGCAUGAACCCGGGGAGCCGCUCCCAUCCGUCCCCGGAGCACGAGAGCGCCAAGCCGGGGGUCACCCGCCCCCACCUGUCCUCGGAAGCCGGCAGCUCCAAGCCCGUCGCCCGUACUGAUCCUUCCCCGGAGGCCGGCGGCGGCGGCGGCUCCAGCCCAUCGGACCGAUUCGGGGUGCUGAGCACCGAGCAGCUCCGGCAGCUGCUGCAGGACGAGGGGAAACUGCAGCGCAUCGUCCGCCUGAGCGAGCAGGCGCAGUCUCUCCAAGAGGAGAGAAGAACCUCUUUGGCCUCUAACUUUGAGCUUGCUCAGAAAAACUUGUCUCUUCGCCCACGUCUGGAGACGGGAAAAGCCAACCUGGCAAUUAAGUACCAGCUGUUGCGCGAGACGUGUGCAUCUUGUCGUGGGAAACUACGAAAAAUCCAGUGCCUCUUGCAGGAAUGUAAUCCACAUGUUGCACUCAGCCACCUGCAGGAGGAGCUGCAGAGCACCGAGGCAGAAUGUGAGGCCCUCUCUCAGCUAUUCCUGGAGGGCUCCCUCCCUCUCCUUGUUUUCCUGGAUUCUUACCAUUUGCUACGGGCUCAAUGUCACAUCCGCAGGAUCCAGAAUGAGAAGCUGCUCGAGCUUCUGGGAGAGACUCUUGAACAGGACACAUCCCCCCAAAACCAAGAACUGCCUCCCGACCGGGAAUUGCCCCCUCAACAACCCACCAAACUACCCUCUGACCAGAACCUGGCCCCAAAGCUUCAGGAACUUCCCCCACAAUCCAGAAAACUGCCCCCUAAGCAGGCCUUGCCUGUCCCUCAAUCCACCAAAAUGCCCCCAAACCGGGAUCCUCAAAUGAAGCCUCACGAUGUGGCACCCGGGGGUAAACAGCCCUCUCGACCUCGAGAACUGCCCAUCCAAACCAGCAAAAUGCCCCCUGAAAGGAAACUGCCUUCCAACCCCAAGGAGAAACCCCACAAUCCCAGAGAUCAAACCCCUCAGGCCAGUGCUCAACCAAUCCCAUCCCCUGCUGCUCCUUCACAGAUGCCCCCUGCUGUAUUCCGCCUGCCUCCUCUGCCAUGUGGGAUGGGGCCUGCAUUGUUGAUCCCGGCAGAGGUGCUUUCUCCUUUUCAGGGUCCGUCUGCCCAGUCCCCAGGAUGUGUCCCACCUCUGGGGCGCAACAACGGUCAACAACAACAGCCACCACGGGCUCCUCUGCGAUUCAUUGCUCGUAUCUACUUCCUGAGCACUCGGCACCUAAGGGUGCUGUCCAGAGCCCAGCGGCAGCAGCAGCAGCAACACCCUCCGAAGCGAUAA
This is a messenger RNA of Bufo bufo (common toad), 1308 nucleotides long. RefSeq names its product VPS37D subunit of ESCRT-I (gene VPS37D). The transcript has 4 exons. The record is from RefSeq and is a predicted model, not a curated record. Gene Ontology annotation, cellular component: ESCRT I complex. Gene Ontology annotation, biological process: protein targeting to vacuole; protein targeting to membrane; ubiquitin-dependent protein catabolic process via the multivesicular body sorting pathway. Bases 10 to 1308 code for a protein of 432 amino acids. Lineage: Eukaryota; Metazoa; Chordata; Amphibia; Anura; Bufonidae.